Darwinula stevensoni is the source of this 564-nucleotide messenger RNA. The record is from the annotation of a GenBank genome assembly. Lineage: Eukaryota; Metazoa; Arthropoda; Ostracoda; Podocopida; Darwinulidae.
AUGAAAAGAGGUUUACCCGGAAUUAUGAAAGACCAGACCUCCAGUGCUUCAAAUUUAAAUUUCUUAUGUGCAGAUAUGCAAGUUUCUGGUCACCAAUGCACAAUGGCAAUAAAUACAAUAUUGGCCGGUNCGCAGGGGAGCAUGUGGCAGGAGAACCGGCGCUUCACCGUGCGGGUUUUGAAGGACUUUGGCUUCGGGAAGAGGGAAGCCAUGGACUCCAUGAUUCAAGACUCGGCCCUCGAUCUCUGCCAAUUCCUCAGGGAGAAUCAGCACAAGCCUAUUGAUCUGGGUCCUUGUCUCAAUCUUGCCGUUCUAAACAUCAUCUGGAAAAUGACUGCCGGUUCACAAUGCAAUUUGGCAAUUUUUCAUGGCGAAUUUUGGCAAUUUUUCGUGCAAUUGUUCAUGCCUAUCUUUCACAGACAAGCAAUUUCCUCACGAGGAUGCGAAGAUGCAGGACUUCAUGAAACGAUUCAUGGAAGUGCUGCACGACACAGGGAUCGUUGGAAGCUUCCACUGAGUUCCUCUGCUGGUGUACCUUUGGCCGCCUGCACUGAAAGCCAGUAG